Molecule: messenger RNA, 1581 nt
Organism: Olea europaea var. sylvestris
Lineage: Eukaryota; Viridiplantae; Streptophyta; Magnoliopsida; Lamiales; Oleaceae
Exons: 4
Coding region: 1-1581 (526 amino acids)
Source: RefSeq, a predicted model, not a curated record
AUGCUCCGUGCCCAAGGCGACGAUCUUGAACCAUUUGAUUCGGAGAUAGAACGUACCUUCAGACGAAGACGCAAGGAACACAAACAAAAACAGCAACAUCAAAUGGCUGACAAACAACAAAUCCAUAUCCCUAUUCAGCCGAUUGGGCAAAUGGCCGCAAGAGUGGUGGCACCACCAGAACAACAAUAUGAACGAAGGGAAAUAAAUGAAGGGGAUUUGCCAGUAUCAAUGUUCCUGACACCUAUAGCAGCACCCAUGCGCUCCAGUAUCGUUUAUCCAGAUUUUGGGGUGAAUAACUUUCAGAUCAGGCCAGAUUGGAUUAAUUUGAUGAGCAACACCUUGCAAUUUUACGGGCUACCUCAAGAGAAUCCAAAUACGCAUAUUUCUAGAUUUCUCAGAAACUGUCAGAACUUUCAUGCUCCGGGAGUCAAUGAAGAUGCUAUUAAACUACGACUAUUCCCAUUUACAUUGAGAGAUGCUGCAUUGGAGUGGUUAGAUGCUGAGCCUCACGCUAGCAUUACUACAUGGGAAGAACUAAUCAGGAAGUUCUGUAAUAAAUUUUUCCCACCAGCGAGGGUAGCUAAAAUCAGAUUAGAAAUUCAAACUUUUCAACAGAAAGAGGGAGAAAGCUAUCACGAAGCAUGGAAUAGGUUUAAUGAGUUGAUGAGAAAAUGCCCAAACCAUGGAAUUACUAUAGGUAAUCAAGUGCAGUACUUCUACACUGGACUUACACCACUGUCACUGUCAAAAUCUCAAGUCGAUGCCUCAGCUGGAGGAUCAAUUAUAGGAAAAUCUGUGCAGCAAACCAUGGAACUGUUUGAGUUGAUUGCUACUACACAUUCCAUGUUCUCAUCGGAAAGAGUGGCGCCACCAAAGACAGGAGGAAUGUAUGAGUUAGACAGCGCAGCAGCUACCAACGCCCAAAUAGUGGCAUUGACAAAACAAGUGGAGUUAUUGGUGAAAUCACAAACGAAAGGAGCACAUGCAGUGACAGCUGGCUAUCCCGACGAGCAGGUCAAUUUCAUUCAGAAUGGGUCUCAAAAUUUUAAUCCAUUUGCUCAAACAUACAACCCAGGAUGGAGACAGCACCCAAAUUUCAGAUGGUCAGAUAAUCAACAAGGGAACAGUUCAAAUAAUGCCCAACAAGAGAAAAAACCAAGUUUGGGGGAGAUGUUCAACCAGUAUAUGCAGAAGACUGACAAGGUGUUUCAGCAGAUUGACACUAAUUUUCAGAAUCAGCAAGCAUCAAUCAAGAAGAAGGAAACACCUGCAGUGAGAGCACCCAGCCCCGUGAAGGCUUAUGUGCCACCAAUUCCAUUCCCUCAAAGGUUACAAAGAAAGAAGUUGGAUAAUCAGUUUGCCAAGUUUGUGGAGAUUUUCAAGAAACUGCACAUCAAUAUUCCUUUUGCAGACGCAAUUGCCCAAAUGCCCAGCUAUGCAAAAUUCUUGAAAGAGAUCCUAUCUAACAAAAGGAAGCUGGAAGAACAUGAGAUAGUCUCUUGGAUUAGGAGAAGCAAAACCUACAACAAUCUCGUUGCAACUGGCAGACAGAUCGAUCAAACGACCAAAGGGAAUUAUUGA